Molecule: messenger RNA, 522 nt
Organism: Paramuricea clavata
Lineage: Eukaryota; Metazoa; Cnidaria; Anthozoa; Malacalcyonacea; Plexauridae
Source: the annotation of a GenBank genome assembly
AUGGAACACUCUUUGUUUUUGAAAACUAAUUGUGGUAAAAUAUUUGCGGAAAUCAAGAAUGUACGCCGUAGUGAUACUUUAUUGUCAGUUCGGGAACGUGUCGAUAUCACUGAUAGACAAAAUUUUAACUUUUUACUCUUUGGGACACCACUGAAAUCUAAACAAGAGUCUAAAACCCUUGUGCAAGAUUGCAGUGUUUUAAGUAAGUCUGAUGGAAACGCAGAAAUUACAAUUAGAAUAAUCAACGCGCCAGUUGAGAAUAUUAAAGCUGUUCAUCCGGCCCCAUCUCACCCUGCUUCACGGUUAUUUGUCAAGACUCCGCAGUCAAAAGUAGUAUCAAGCGCUGAUUGCCUUCCCGGUGGUAAUAAGCCUGUGUUCGAGAAGGGUGCCUUUGGUAAUUGUUUUGCUCCACAAAAAAAAAUCUCACCGAAACUGCGCAAGUUAGAGGUCUAUACCGAGGACGAAAUAUCAGAAGUGACAGGGCUCCUAUCAAAAGAAAAGAUGAGAUUUCAUAAUAACAUG